This is a messenger RNA of Mangifera indica (mango), 3493 nucleotides long. Its product is annotated as leucine-rich repeat receptor-like protein kinase TDR. Lineage: Eukaryota; Viridiplantae; Streptophyta; Magnoliopsida; Sapindales; Anacardiaceae. The coding region runs from base 225 to 3074 and encodes 949 amino acids. The record is from RefSeq and is a predicted model, not a curated record. Gene Ontology annotation, biological process: protein phosphorylation. The transcript is spliced from 2 exons. Gene Ontology annotation, molecular function: ATP binding; protein kinase activity; protein binding.
CCCCUCUUGCACCCAAAAGCACCCCAAUAAUAUUCUCAUUUCAAUUUAAUCACUUUCUCUAGUUCCCAUGCAUCAUUCAUCCAAGUCCAUCACAAAAACAUGGAAACACCAACCCACAUUUUAAUUUUCUUUGUUUCCUGAAAACAAAAACAUUUUUCUGUAAUAUUUUGUGGGUGUGAGAGUGAGAAAGAGAGAGAGUGUGUGUGUUUGUCUUGGUAGUUUCAAUGGAGAUUUUUCAUUGCCUAUACUUGAUUUUUGUUAUCUCUUUCAUGUUCUUUUCAUUAGUAUUUGCAAAUGAUCCUUAUUCUGAAGCACUUCUUGGUUUUAAAUCUCAAGUUAUUGAUGAUUUUAACAGUUUGGAUGAUUGGUUUGUGCCUUCUGGAGAGAACCCACCUGGGAAAAUCUAUGCCUGUUCAUGGUCUGGAGUUGAAUGCAACAAGAACAACUCCAUUGUCGUUGGUUUAAACCUGUCCACAAAAGGGCUUUCUGGUGAGUUACCAGGGAAAUACUUGAGGGUUUUCAAUGAACUUGGUGAUCUUAAUCUUAGUCAUAACUCUUUCUCUGGUCAAUUUCCAGUUGAAAUAUUCAGUCUUUCUAAUUUGAGAAGCUUGGAUAUCAGCAGAAACAAUUUUUCUGGUCACUUUCCAGGAGGGUUGCACAGUCUUCAAAACCUGGUUGUUCUUGAUGCCUUUAGUAACAGCUUUUCAGGUCCUUUACCUGUUGAAGCUUCUCAGCUUCAGAAUCUCAAGGUUCUUAAUUUAGCUGGGAGUUACUUCAGUGGACCAAUCCCAUUUCAGUAUGGUUCUUUCCAGAAACUGGAGUUUAUCCAUCUAGCUGGUAACUUUCUCUAUGGCAACAUUCCACCAGAGCUUGGAAAUCUCAAGACUGUGACUCACAUGGAGAUUGGCUACAACUCUUACCGGGGAAGCAUUCCUUGGCAAUUGGGUAACAUGAGUGAGAUUCAAUAUCUUGAUAUUGCUGGUGCAAAUCUCUCUGGUUCAAUACCAAAACAACUCUCCAAUCUCACCAAACUUGAGUCACUUUUUCUCUUUAAAAACCACUUGACUGGGAAGAUUCCAGGGGAGUUUAGCAACAUCAAGGCUCUCUCAAGCUUGGAUCUUUCUGAUAACUUGCUUUCUGGGUCUAUUCCUGAGAGCUUUUCUGAGCUGAAAAACCUGACUUUGUUAAGUCUUAUGUACAACCAAAUGAGUGGCACUGUUCCCCAAGGCUUAGCCCAACUUCCAUCCCUGGAAAUUCUAUUCAUCUGGAACAAUUUUUUCUCAGGGUCACUUCCUGAGAAUCUUGGCAGAAACUCAAAGCUUAGAUGGGUUGAUGUUUCUACUAACAAUUUUGUUGGUAGCAUUCCACCCGAUAUUUGUGCUGGAGGUGUGUUGUUCAAGUUGAUCCUGUUUUCAAAUAAUUUUACCGGCAGUCUUUGGCCAUCUCUCUCAAAUUGCUCCUCUCUUGUCAGACUUAGGCUUGAAGAUAAUUCAUUUUCAGGUGAAAUCCCUUUGAAAUUCAGCCAUUUUCCUGAUAUUUCUUACAUAGACUUGUCUAGGAACAAGUUCACAGGUGGGAUUCCCAGUGAUAUAUCUCAAGCUUCAAAGCUUCAGUACUUCAAUGUCUCUAAUAAUCCAGAGCUUGGAGGCCUCAUCCCACCUAAAACUUGGUCUCUUCCACAGCUGCAAAAUGUUUCAGCGUCAGCUUGUAACAUUACAGGUACUCUUCCUCCAUUCAAGUCCUGCAAAUCCCUCACUGUCAUUGAAUUGCAAAUGAACAACUUAUCAGGGCCUAUCCCUGGAAGUAUAUCAAAUUGUUGGGCGCUUGAGAAAAUUGAUUUAGCUAACAAUAAGUUGACUGGUGCUAUACCUGAAGGGCUGGCAAAUCUUCCUGAUUUAAGUGUCCUAGACUUGUCACAUAACAAUUUCAGUGGUCAAAUACCACGAAAUUUUGGCAAUUGUUCAAGCUUGGUUCUCCUGAAUGUAUCUUUUAAUGAUAUAUCUGGCUCCAUUCCCCCAGGAAAGGCAUUGAAAUUGAUAGGUAGUAGUGCAUUUGUUGGAAAUCCAAAGCUAUGUGGAGCUCCUUUGCAAUCAUGUGCUACUUCAAUGGCUUUUUUUGGAAGCAAAGGCUCUGGCAAGCUCAUACUUGUGCUCCUACUGUGUGUAGGGGUUAUCAUGUUCAUUGCAGCUGCACUUUUUGGGGUAUUUUGGUUCAGAAGAGGAAGUAAAGGCCAGUGGAAAAUAGUCUCAUUUCUUGGACUACCACGGUUCAAAGCAACUGAUGUCUUAAAGAGCUUCAAUCCCACUGAUGCAGAGGAAGCAAUGCAGCCCCCACAGUCAGGUUCCAUUUGCAAGGCAGUUCUGCCUACAGGAAUCACAGUUUCAGUGAAAACAAUCAAAUGGGGAGCAAAGGGAAUGAAAAUCCUCGAAGAAUUUAUAACGCGGUUGGGGAAUGCAAGGCACAAGAACCUGAUCAGAUUGCUUGGUUUUUGCCACAACAACCAUCAAGCUUAUCUGCUGUAUGACUACUUGCCUAAUGGAAAUCUGUCUGAGAAGAUCAGAACCAAAAAGGAUUGGCCUACAAAAUACAGAAUUGUGAUGGGAAUUGCCAGAGGACUAUGCUUUCUUCACCAUGAUUGCUAUCCUGCAAUUCCUCACGGAGAUUUGAAGUCAAGUAACAUAGCUUUUGAUGAAAAUAUGGAACCCCAUCUAGCUGAAUUCGGCUUCAAACAACUAAAACAGCUAGCAAAUGCUUCCAUUCCAGCGACAACUUCCAGGACAGAAACAGGUAAAUUCAACAAUGGCAUCGAGGAGGAGCUCUAUAUGGACAUCUACAGCUUUGGAGAGAUCGUUCUUGAGAUCAUAACAAAUGGCAGGCUUACAAAUGCUGGAAGCAACAUUCAAGGCCAGCCAAGAGAUGGCCUUCUGAGAGAAAUAUGCAAUGAAAAUGAAAUUGGAUCAAGCAGUUCAUUGCUAGAGAAGAUAAAAUUGGUUCUUGAUGUUGCAAUUCUUUGCACUAGAACUAGUCCCUCUGAUCGCCCUUCCAUGGACGAUGUAUUGAAGUUUCUAUCUUGACUGCAGAACUAUGAAGCAAGAACAAUGGAAGCUUCAUAGCAGCAGCUUCAUAUACAUAAUCAGAUAAGAGAACAUCAAUACAUAUAUAUAUAUAUAUAUAAAACAAGUAGAUAACAUAUAUAACGAGUGUCAUUGUUAUAUUUAGUUUGAGUAGUGUGUUAAGUUUGUGUAUUAAUUAAAAUGUUUGAUCUGAAAUAAGCUUAUUUGUAAUGCACGGUUUUGAAACCGGGACCAGCUGGUUCAGUCCGGACUCAGUGGUCAUUCAGUCGUGGUAAAGUUAGUGGGUUCAAUGAUCCAGAUGAUAGCAGGAUUUUUGAAAAUUUUACAAUUAUUAGAGCUUGAACCAAGGUUGUCAGGACAUGUAAUGCACCAUCAUACCAUAAUUUCAUUUAGGUAUAUCUUGAAGUUUUUUUAUUGUA